This is a messenger RNA of Cebus imitator (Panamanian white-faced capuchin), 1221 nucleotides long. Its product is annotated as protein phosphatase inhibitor 2-like. The transcript has 2 exons. NCBI's taxonomy places the organism in Eukaryota, Metazoa, Chordata, Mammalia, Primates, Cebidae. The record is from RefSeq and is a predicted model, not a curated record. Gene Ontology annotation, molecular function: protein phosphatase inhibitor activity. Gene Ontology annotation, biological process: regulation of signal transduction. The coding region runs from base 366 to 599 and encodes 77 amino acids.
CGUCCCCGCCCCCGCCCCGCCCCCGCACUAGAUAUCGCGAGAGGGCGGGCCAGCUUGGCUUCGGCGUCGGCGUCGGCGUCGCUCGCGCCUCGUAGCCGUAGGCCAGCGUCUGCUCGCGAGCCGCGGGUCAAGUGCUGGCUGCUAAGGGGAAGCGAGGAACCGCCACCCGUUCGGCGUUGGCUUUGGCGUCGGGGUCGUUGUGUCGUGACAACCGCUCCGGCAGCCGUUUCCGAGGCAGCAGGUGCGGCCGCUUUAGUCCUCAGCGGACUCCGCGGUUGCCUGCGGGUCUCUGCGAGUGCCGACCCUUCUCUUCGCGGAUCCCAAGCCAAGCAGCGACCCUGAGCCGACAGCUGAAGCGCCCGGCAAUGGCGGCCUCGACGGCCUCGCACCGGCCCAUCAAGGGGAUCCUAAAGAACAAGACCUCUACGACUUCCUCUGUGGUGGCGUCGGCCGAACAGCCCCGCGGGAGUGUAGACGAGGAGCUGAGCAAAAAAUCCCAGAAGUGGGAUGAAAUGAACAUCUUGGCGACAUAUCAUCCAGCAGACAAAGACUAUGGUUUAAUGAAAAUAGAUGAACCAAGCACUCCUUACCAUAGGUAAUGUUACAUAGGCAUCAUUUCUCUUGUGACUUAUUCCAUUUUGCAUUUAAUAUGAGCUUCUGUAUAACGGCCUAUUUGAAUUUGUUUUAUUCUAGAUUUGUUACUGGAGCACUAGUCAAUUCAAUAACCUAACUGCAAUUUUUUUAGUAAUAGUAUAAGUGAUGUGUAACUUUAAAAUUGUGUAACCCAUUUCAUACAUUAUAAUUAUAGUAGUAAAUGUUUAUUUGUUGCACUUCAGUGGUUGCUAGUUACUAAUGGUGCACAUAGACUAGUUUAACUUCCUUGAAAUGCCAAUGAGAUAGGGGCUUGUUUGCUUCCCAAAUAGAAAUCUGGGGUUUACCCAGUCUCUUUGCAGAGAAGCAUAACUGCAUGGUUGGUAACUCUUUUGUAACCCACUGAAAGAUAGGUGUUUAUGUCUUUAUUUUUUAACUUAAUGUAAUAUUGUUGUUCAGAUAUUUAUGUGUAAUUUUUGGCAAUUUCAAAUCUCAGAAUUUUCUGAAUGAAUUGUGAAAUUACAUUAUGCAGCAGUAACCAGUAUGAAGACAAAAACAACGCAGUAAGCAUUAUGAGAAGAUGAAGAUUCUAAAUUAGUAUAGAUAUCUAAUUAAGGUAAUACCUUGGGC